UCUGAAUCAUUUUUUUUUUACGAAUAGUUUUCUGAUUUAAUACCGAAAAUGUAUUCUGUACAAAAAUUAAAGGAAAAAUUUGAAAAAAAUACUGGAAAUGAAUCUAACUUAAGUUUUGGAAAAUUACAAAAAGAUAAUAUUUUUAUUGACCUUACAAAUACACCAAGGUACUUAGAACGAAGAGUCUCCAUUGAUCCCCAAUUCUAUCGUUACAAAGAUGAUACCAAAGAAAGAACCACAGAUAUGAAGUCCACAGCUUUAACACCUAGAUCACCAAGGCCACAUAAAUCAUACGCUGAAAAUCUUGUUGAAGAUGAAUUCACAGAGCCUGCUCGUAAAUUUUCCAGAUCCAGAGUGUAUGCAAAUCAACAUAUAAACUUUUUUCAAAAUAAUGAUUUAGUCUUGCGUUCGAAUUUUGCCAAAGAAAGAUUAAAAUUUAUAUACAACAAUGAUUUAGUAGAAGUUCGGAAACAAAAUAAAGGGGCUGAAAUUUAUUCAAAUAUAGCGCUAGAAAAGUUGAAUAGAUCAGGUAACGUUAAAAGCUCAGCAGGUCUUGAUACCGGAUUAACUACUGAAGCGAAAGAAAUAAAUUCAGCAGGAAUGAAUGGAAGCCAUAUAAAUUACUCUGUAAACUUGGGAUUCAACACUAAAAAUCCGCUUUAUUAUAAACCUGAAGAAAACCAAAUACAUAAUAAAACUGAAACUUAUACAGGGAAAAAUUUUAACAACGAAAAACUGUUUCUAACGCCAAUAAUAUCAAAUAUUGGGAAACCAAUGCGCUCUAAAUUCUUAAAUUUUUAUACGGAUGUAAAAAAUAAAGAGUUAUCAAAUGAAAAUCGCUUAAUGUACUUGCCAAGUGAAUAUGAAACAAAUUUAAAACCAGUGGAGGAUAAAAUACGUAAAAAAUCAGAUGAAAGUCAAGUAGAACUAAGUAAGCCGUUGAAAGCAAAAACAGAACGAACUUACGGCGACAAGUUUUCUAAAAUAUUUAAAAGUAGAACUAUUCGAUACCUCUAUGAAGACUUGUACUCGAAGCAAGUCGAAAAUCAAAAGAAUAAAGAAACUCUAGAUCAUGUACAAUUUCUUCACAAUAAGCCUGAUCUUCUUCUCGACGUUGAUAGUCAUUACUACUAUAGGUCUGUCAAGUUAAAGUUGGAGGCUGCUACGCGCACUUCUGAAGUUCUUUUACGACAGAAAAAGGAAAUUGAUGCACAACUUCUUGCCGCUGAGAGAGAGCGCAUUGAUUUGCAGACCAUUUUAAAAAGAGCCAUAUUGCGUAAGUAUUCCGGAACUAAAGAUAUAAGAGCUUUAACUCGACCACAUGGAGCUGCGAACAGAUACAAAUAAUUGUUUUGAAAAAAUGACUUUUUUAUGUUGAACAAUAUCAGAAUAGCUUUAAGCUAUUAAGCUUUAAUAUAUAUUAAUUUAAAAAAAAAAUGUAAUUAGAUUGCAAAUGUUUAAAAAUUAAUUUACUAA
This is a messenger RNA of Hydra vulgaris (swiftwater hydra), 1476 nucleotides long. RefSeq lists its product as uncharacterized. Lineage: Eukaryota; Metazoa; Cnidaria; Hydrozoa; Anthoathecata; Hydridae. The record is from RefSeq and is a predicted model, not a curated record.